AUGCCACAUGUCCAGAACUACACCUUCCUUUGGCUUUGGCGAAUAUCCCUAUUUUUUUUUUCUUCUUAUUUUAUUGACUAGCAUUUAUUUUUGCUAAAAAAACACUUUCCAGUCUUUUACAGUAUUUGUACGUAUAGCACAACAGGGAAAAAUCAAAAACAUUUUCCUUUUUCUCUUUCAAUAAAAAGUCUCAAUUUUUCAGAAUCCGAGGCUCUAAUAAAUCCUGGGAUUUUCGGAUUUUUGUCCGUCACGAGGUAAUUUCGAAGUUGAAGAAUUUUUUAAGGUUUUUGAGUUGUGAGGUGGUUGGGCUUUCUGGAUUCUGUCCUGUUGAUCAAUAUCAAUAUCCAUCUGCGGUUAGAGGCUAAACAGAAGUGAUAAGCCUUAUGAUCUUAGGCUACUAGUCUUGCCUUCUGGCUGAUUGAUUUCAAUUCAAUAAUGGCUCUUGCUGCUUCUUUGCAAUUGUCCUAUGGAUUGGGACUCUGCAAGAACCAGGGGUGCAAUAAACGAUAUAAGAGUGUAAUGGGAAGAGGCAAGUUACAUUUAUUAAGUUCUUCUCUUUCGUCACGCAUAUCGUAUCAGCAACAGGAAUCUUGGAGUUUUCGCCUUUUGGACAAUGCAUACAGGCCAAUACAUUCUUUACCUAACAGAUGCAAUACUUUUAACUGUCAUUCUUUUCUAAGACCAGGCCAACCAUUUGAACUUCCUAGUAUGAAGACAGCCACCAUGGCAUUGACAAGGUCAUAUAAUGUUUUACAAGGUAGUCCACUUGUGCUAAAGUUGGUUCCGGCAGCUUGUAUUAUUAUAUUUGCUGUAUGGGGCAUUGGGCCACUUUUGCGUGAGAGCAGAAACAUACUUCUUCAUAAGAAUGAUAGUAGCUGGAAAAAGAGUAGAACAUAUCAUGUUAUGACAUCUUAUCUACAACCUUUGCUGCUAUGGACUGGAGCAACCCUCAUUUGCAGAGCACUAGAUCCGGUAGUUUUACCUACAGAAGCUAGCCAGGUUGUUAAGCAACGUCUUUUGAUUUUUGUUAGAUCGUUGUCAACUGUGCUUGCCUUUGCCUACUGUUUAUCAAGCGUGAUCCAACAAGCACAGAAAUUCUUUAUUGAGACUAAUGACUCUGGUGACACAAGAAGUAUGGGAUUCCAAUUUGCGGGAAAAGCUGUAUACUCUGCAGUAUGGGUUGCAGCUAUCUCAUUGUUUAUGGAGUUGCUGGGUUUCUCUACCCAGAAAUGGCUUACUGCUGGAGGUCUUGGGACUGUCUUGUUGACUCUUGCCGGUCGUGAGAUAUUCACAAAUUUCCUUUCAAGUGCGAUAAUUCAUGCAACUCGGCCUUUUGUUGUGAAUGAAUGGAUUCAAACAAAGAUUGAAGGCUAUGAAGUUUCUGGUACUGUUGAGCAUGUGGGUUGGUGGUCACCUACAAUUGUGAGAGGUGAAGAUCGUGAAGCUGUUCACAUUCCAAACCAUAAGUUUACAGUGAACGUUGUGAGAAAUCUCACUCAAAAAUCUCAUUGGCGUAUCAAAACACAUCUAGCCAUUAGUCACUUGGAUGUCAAUAAGAUUAAUAAUAUUGUUGCUGACAUGCGUAAAGUUUUGGCCAAGAAUCCUCAAGUUGAGCAGCAGAGGUUACACAGAAGAGUGUUCCUGGACAAUAUUGAUCCUGAAAAUCAGGCUCUAUUGAUCUUGGUAUCCUGUUUCGUGAAGACUUCACAUCAUGAAGAGUAUCUAUGUGUUAAGGAAGCUAUAUUGUUGGAUCUCCUUAGAGUCAUCAGUCAUCACCGGGCUAGACUUGCUACACCAAUCCGUACAGUGCAGAAAAUAUAUAGCGAUGCCGAGUUGGACAAUUUUCCGUCUGCAGAUACAGUAUUAAACCGUGGUGGAGUGGCACCUAACCGUCCAUUGCUAAUUAUCGAACCCCCUUACAGAAUUAAUGGAGAAGAUAAGGCAAAAACUCAAAAUCGUUCAGUGCGCACAGGUGGUGAACAAGAUGGAAAGACCAAUACACGACCGACAUCUGACACCAAGGGCGAUGCUAAGGUUGGAGUAACAUCAGUUUCUGACUCCAAAUCCAGAGAGAGACCAACUUCUGAUACCAAGGUAGAUACCAAGAUUGGAGAGACACCAAAUCCUGACAGCAAGGAGGACCGCAAGGCUGUAGCAGCAUCAGUUUCAGAUCCAAAAGGGCGUGAAAAGGCAACAGGAAAAUUUUCAAAACCUGUCUCAACUUCUAAGAUAGCAGAAAUGUCAUUCUCUGACACCAAAGGGAUGGGUUCAGUGUCUGAUAAUUCAACCCAAAAGGUCACUGAUGUUAAGCAAACUAAGAGUGCAGGGAAAUCUAACAAUCCAUCAGUUUCCUCAUCAGAAAGUAGUGUUGAGAAAGUAAGCAGAAUUCCAACAAAUCAAUCUAGACAGGAAGGUGAACGGAUGCCAACACCAGUGGCGCAACCCCAAACAUCAAGGCCUGUGUUGGAAGAUAAUAUAGUACUUGGUGUCGCUUUGGAGGGCUCUAAAAGAACCCUUCCUAUUGAUGAAGGAAUGGAUUCCCCGCCCAGUCCUGCAGAAGGAAAGGAAAUGGCUGCAAGCCGGAAUGGAAAUGGGUCUCCUACUCCUGAUAAGGAUAAGAAAGAUGGUCAGUUUCCAACUGCUCCUAGUUCAACAUCUGGCAAUCAGUAAGAUCAACUAUUUUGGUUAAGAUGUCUUGUGUCUUGCUCCCGAUCUUACUAACUUUCCUCCAUAACUACACCAUCAAAGCUGUAUUUUUUCAAGCUGAAAUGUACACUGUAUAUGUUCCUUAUUUUUUACUUCACGUAUAUGGUCACGGUCAAUUGUAGCAUCCAUCAUUGGAAAUAUAGCUAUACAUAAAUUGGAAAUGUACCUUUCUGCCAGAGUUGAAUGGUGUUGGAUAACUGAUCAA
This is a messenger RNA of Quercus robur (English oak), 2911 nucleotides long. Its product is annotated as mechanosensitive ion channel protein 2, chloroplastic. The coding region runs from base 436 to 2670 and encodes 744 amino acids. The transcript has 14 exons. The record is from RefSeq and is a predicted model, not a curated record. Gene Ontology annotation, cellular component: membrane. Gene Ontology annotation, biological process: transmembrane transport. Lineage: Eukaryota; Viridiplantae; Streptophyta; Magnoliopsida; Fagales; Fagaceae.